AUGGGGAUAACCACGAGCCAGCCGAGACCGACGCCGAGGAGUGCGAGCGGGCUAAACAUCGACCCGCGGCUCCCGCGUCUGGUGUUGGGCCUGUGGGUCUUCACCAUCCUCGUGUUCGUCCUGGGCAUCUCCCGCGUAGCGCCCGUCGCGCCCGGGGAGUCGCGCAAGCUGGUGGAGUGGGCGUACCUGGGGUUCCUGUUCCGCCACAUCAACCCGUACCUGUUCACGGCGUUUGGCAUAGGGAGCGCCAUAGGACUGUCCGUCCUCGGAGCGGCGUGGGGUAUUUUCAUCACGGGGAGCACGCUGGCGGGCAGGGCGAUCGCCACUCCGCGCAUCACCAGCAAGAAUCUCAUAUCCAUCAUCUUCUGCGAGGCGGUCGCCAUCUACGGAGUCAUCAUGGCGAUCAUCCUCCAGACCAAAAUCGAGUACGUGCCUCGCAACGCAGAUGGCUCCUACCCGCAGAGCGUGAUGACCAGUGGAUACGCCACGUUCGCGUGCGGGCUGACCGUGGGACUUGCCAACUUGGCGUGCGGAAUAUGCGUCGGCAUCGUGGGAAGCGCGUGCGCGUUGGCUGACGCCGCUAACCCGGCGCUCUUUGUCAAGAUUCUCAUCAUUGAGAUCUUCGGAAGCGCGCUGGGACUCUUUGGGGUCAUAGUCGGCAUCAUCAUGUCCGCGAAUGUGGACUUUAAGGGGCAGUGA
Messenger RNA from Micromonas commoda, 699 nucleotides. Its product is annotated as H+-or Na+-translocating f-type, v-type and A-type ATPase superfamily. Gene Ontology annotation, molecular function: proton-transporting ATPase activity, rotational mechanism. Gene Ontology annotation, cellular component: proton-transporting V-type ATPase, V0 domain. The record is from RefSeq and is a predicted model, not a curated record. Gene Ontology annotation, biological process: proton transmembrane transport. NCBI's taxonomy places the organism in Eukaryota, Viridiplantae, Chlorophyta, Mamiellophyceae, Mamiellales, Mamiellaceae. Bases 1 to 699 code for a protein of 232 amino acids. The transcript has 2 exons.